UUGUUUUCUUCAAAAAAAGAAAAAAUCAAAAAAAAAGAAAAAAGAACUCAUCUUUAUUGAUGAAUUCUUGAAUUUCAGAUUCCAAAAGGAAUCUGAAAUUUAGGGUUCUUCAAUUUAGAGAAAGUUUUUAACAUUUGUUGAGGCAAAAAAAUUAUAGAUUCUUGAAAGGGGUUUUUGGGAAUUAAAGAGAAAAUGUUAGGAUUUUGAUUAUAAGAAAAAAAAAAAUCUUUAAUUUAGGGUUCUUGAAUAUAUAUAUUUUUGGGGGCAAUUUUUUUUUUUCCUUUCUUGAAUUUAGGGGUAGUAUUAAAUUUUUGGGGUUAAAAGAUUAUAGGUUUUUGAAUUUUUUUUUUAAAAAAAAAAAUUGAAAGAGAAAAAAAAAUCUUGAAUUUAGUAUUGGGGGUAAAAGAUUAUAGGUUCUUGAAAGUAUUUUAUUUCUUGAAUUUAACUUUUUGUGGGGUAAAAGAUUAUAGAUUUGUUGAAAGGGGUUAUUUUUUUGGGGGAAUUAAUGAGAAAAUGUAAGGAUUUGAUUGAAAGAACAAGAACAAGAAUCGGGGUCUGGAGUCUGAAGAGGGUAGAGUGUAUGUAUACAGAGUCGUAGACGUUAACACUACCUCUCGACGAGGUAGAAAAAGUAUUUGAUUGUAAGAAAAUGGGGAAUACAUGUAUAGGACCCAAAUUGGGUAACAAUGGGUUCUUGCAAUCAGUAACAGCAGCUGUUUGGAAAACAAGACAACAACAACAUUUACCUCUUGCAAAUAAAGGGGACUCAAAUUCCCAUAAAACUCAAGAACAUUCAUCGGUUGGUUCGUCGUUGAAUGUAGAUGGAAAUGAUGCUAAUAGAUUUGGUGGUACUCAGAGUACUCCACCCCCACACCUUAAGAUUAGUGGAAAUGAUACUAAUGAGAAGAACUCGUCGCCAAACGUUAGUAAUAAGCCAGUGGAAGGAGUGAAACAGAAUAAACCUAGUCAUGUUAAGCGAGUAUCGAGCAUUGGGCUUAAAAUCGACUCUGUUUUGGGAAGAAAAACUGGUAAUUUGAAGGAGAUUUAUAGUUUAGGGAGGAAGCUUGGACAAGGUCAAUUCGGGACUACGUAUUUAUGUGUGGAUAAGGUACAUGGAAGGGAAAUGGCGUGUAAGUCCAUUGCUAAAAGGAAGUUGAAUACCGAGGAGGAUGUGGAGGAUGUAAGAAGGGAGAUUCAGAUUAUGCACCAUUUGGCAGGGCAUCCUAGUGUGGUACAAAUAGUAGGGGCUUAUGAGGAUGCUGUUGAAGUACAUGUCGUGAUGGAGCUUUGUGCAGGUGGGGAGCUUUUCGACAGGAUUUUACAGAGAGGACAUUACAGUGAGAAGAAGGCAGCUGAACUCGCUAGGGUAAUUGUAGGUGUCGUGGAAGCAUGUCAUUCCAUGGGUGUCAUGCAUAGGGACCUCAAACCCGAAAACUUUCUUUUUAUCAACCAGGAUGAAGAUUCGCACUUGAAGACAAUCGACUUUGGGUUAUCGGUAUUCUUCAAGCCAGGUGAAAUCUUCACUGAUGUUGUCGGAAGCCCUUAUUAUGUUGCUCCGGAAGUGUUGCGUAAGCAUUAUGGUUCAGAAUGUGAUAUAUGGAGUGCUGGAGUGAUCAUUUACAUUUUACUAAGUGGAGUUCCCCCCUUUUGGGAAGAGACGGAGCAAGGAAUAUUUGAACAGGUUUUAAGAGGGGAACUUGACUUUGUAUCAGAACCUUGGCCAUCUAUAUCAGAAAGUGCAAAAGAUCUUGUCAGAAAGAUGCUCGUGAGAGAUCCGAAAAAGCGGCUAACAGCUCAUGAAGUCCUUUGUCACCCAUGGGUCCGUGUUGGCGGUGUAGCUCCAGAUAAGCCUCUUGAUUCCGCUGUUCUGACUCGUCUCAAUCAAUUUUCUGCAAUGAACAAAUUAAAAAAGAUAGCAGUUAGAGUUAUUGCUGAAAGCCUGUCUGCAGAGGAAAUUGCAGGACUCAAGGAAAUGUUCAAAAUGAUAGAUACCGAUAAUAGUGGAAAUAUUACGUUGGAGGAACUAAAGAAAGGUUUGGAACGAGUAGGUGCGGAUCUGAAGGAUUCAGAAAUAACUAGUUUAAUGCAAGCGGCAGAUACUGAUAAUAGUGGUACCAUUGACUACGGCGAGUUUAUAGCAGCUAUGCUCCAUCUAAAUAAAAUUCAGAAGGAAGAUCACAUGUAUGCUGCUUUUUCUUAUUUCGAUCAAGAUGGUAGCGGGUACAUCACAAAGGACGAGCUCCAACAAGCUUGUGAGAAGUUCGGGAUGAGCAAUAUCCCCAUCGAAGAACUUAUGCGUGAAGUUGAUCAAGACAAUGAUGGACGCAUUGAUUACAAUGAGUUUGUAGCAAUGAUGCAAGACACCGGUCUUGGCGAGCUGGGGAGCAGAAGGAGGUAAGUGUUGGUAUUUUAGAGACGUUAAAAGCCUCGAUAAAAUCAUACUACGCGUACAUCUCUACGUAUCCGUGUUCAUAAGUACAUCAACAUGAGAAUGUUUCACUGUAUAUAUCAUACAUACAUGUAAAGAUUAGUCAGGCAAUUGGAGAGGGGAAGGCUAGUUUUUUCUUGCUUAUUAGCAUUACCAUUUUGUAUCUUUUUAUUUGUAUAUUUCUCCUCUUUUUUUUUUUUCAUUUCUUUGUAAAAUUAUUUUUCAUAACUUCACUUAUUUAGAUUUAUAAAACAUUUCGACUUUGAACACUUUGAUUA
Solanum lycopersicum (tomato) is the source of this 2706-nucleotide messenger RNA. Its product is annotated as calcium-dependent protein kinase 20-like. Gene Ontology annotation, biological process: protein autophosphorylation; intracellular signal transduction; peptidyl-serine phosphorylation. Gene Ontology annotation, molecular function: calcium ion binding; ATP binding; calcium-dependent protein serine/threonine kinase activity. NCBI's taxonomy places the organism in Eukaryota, Viridiplantae, Streptophyta, Magnoliopsida, Solanales, Solanaceae. The record is from RefSeq and is a predicted model, not a curated record. Gene Ontology annotation, cellular component: nucleus; cytoplasm.